AUGUCUCGUGUUGAGUGUGCCAAGGCGCUGUCCCUCGACACAGCGUCGGCAGAAGCGCCCACUACACAUUCCGUCGCUCUGAGAUGGUGCAGCGGGUUAACGCUUCUGUCUCCCAAUAUCUGCUCCAGCUCUUCAAAUGUGGACGUACAGCAGCCAAUGAGCUACCGAUUAAGCGUUAUCUCACAGUCUCAUGGCACCAUUGCACAGAGAUCUCGUUUUCUUGACCUGACCAAGCGUGAAGAGAGGCGGGAGGCGAGUGAGAUGGAAACGGAACAUGCUCAGCUAGAUUCAUUUGACUAUUUUGCUGAUUUGUGGAAAUAUGGUGUUUUGGCCCUGUCCAUCCUUCUGCUAUUGGUGGCACUCAUCAUUUUAACCUGUCAACUCUGUGAGUGCCAGAAACUCAGCAAAGCUGGAAAAGAAAGAAAAUAUGCCAAUGAAGCUUGCAAUGGGAUAACACAAGAGAAUGGCUUUUUAGGGGAAAGUUUACCAUCAUCUUUCCAUGACACUGCCCAACAUCCAUAUUAUAGUCUCAAGAACCAAAAAAUCCAAAAGGAGCUUAAGAAAUUUGGCAUUGUCCUAUCACCAUCCUCAGCUCGUAGUGAUAACAUGGGCGGUGAUGUGGAUAUUCCUGACCGAAUCCAGGGCAAGUUGAGGUUCUCGCUUCUGUACAACAAAAAACGCUUGGAGCUGCUCUUGAUGAUCACAGGGGCACUGGGCCUUCCUAGCCAAGGCUGCACGAACAUUUUCAUUCAGGUCAAGUUGCUGAGCUGUGUGUCCUGCCAGCUCCCUGGCCUUCAGAACAUUAUCCAUGAAUGGCAAACCCAGGUGGUGAAGAACUGCUCCAGCCCUGCUUUUGGUGACCAGUUUGUUUGCACCCUGCAAGAGGCUGAUCUGGCAAAGAGCAGCAUCAAGUUAGAGGUUAGACACUUUGACAGAUAUUCCUGUCACAUGCCUCUGGGAGAGGUGAGGGUAGCCUUGAAUUCAUUAAAGAUUUUCCAAAGUAUGGAAUUCUGUGAAGAAUUGCGCAGAACAACAAAGGACAUUGUUGGAGAGGUACUUGUGUCAUUGAAGUGUCUUCCUCUCUCUCAGAAGAUAGAAGUUGGGCUGCUAAAGGUUAAAACUGCCUCCAUGUACAAUAGUCCAGAUAAACAAAUAUACGCAAGAAUUGAUGUCUUCUGGAAUCUUCAUAAGCAAAAGCACCAGAAAUCUAAACCCAAGUCUCUCACAUCAGUUACAGUUUUCAAUGAGACUUUCCUCUUCCACCUUCCUGAGCCUCUAGUCUGGGACUGUGCUGUCUUUAUCUCCAUUUACAAGAUGCAUUCAAGUGGCAUGCAGCUUGUUGGACAGGCUGCUGUGGGGAAAACAGGACCUGGUGAAGUGAAUUAUCACCAGGACUGCAAGAUGCAGUCUAUCCAGCAUCCCAUAGCUAAGUGGCAUCCUCUGCUCAUUUAAACGAAGAUUUUGCUGUGAGAAGAACUGACUCAUAAACUUUCCUGCCUACUAGAAGAAACUGCUUCAGUUUUCAGAUCAGAAGUUCUCAAGCAGGGGCCAUGGAAUCAUAGAGUUGGAAGA
Sphaerodactylus townsendi is the source of this 1572-nucleotide messenger RNA. RefSeq names its product synaptotagmin-1-like. Gene Ontology annotation, cellular component: axon; synapse. NCBI's taxonomy places the organism in Eukaryota, Metazoa, Chordata, Lepidosauria, Squamata, Sphaerodactylidae. Gene Ontology annotation, molecular function: clathrin binding; calcium ion binding; SNARE binding. The transcript is spliced from 8 exons. The record is from RefSeq and is a predicted model, not a curated record. Bases 1 to 1452 code for a protein of 483 amino acids. Gene Ontology annotation, biological process: regulation of dopamine secretion; regulation of calcium ion-dependent exocytosis; vesicle fusion.